UUGCCCUCUUCUUCUUUCAUUUCCUCGGCGGCUUUUCGUUUUUAUAAUAUAACCACGUUGUUUACCAUUUUAAUCACUGAAAUCAACGACCAUGGCCACUGAAACGGCCUCUCCGAGCAUUCAGUUGGGCGACUACAUCGUCAUCCAGCGCCAGAAGUACACAAAACUGCAGAAAUUCGGCAGUUUGGACACCACAGCCACUCUGGGCAAGGAGACACUGGAGCUGAAGUCGCUUCUGGACCAGCCCUAUGGCUCCACAUUUAAGAUGAGCGUUAAGGAGACGAAGCCCGGCAAGCGCGGAGCACAGCGCCAGCAUACGCUGGAGCUGUGCAGCGAAACGGAGCUCAAUAGCACGCGGGAGGCCCUGGGAAUCUCCAGCAGUGGAGCGGAUAACCGCGAUAUCUGCGACAAUGGAGAGGCGCAGUCCCUCAAGUCGGCGGACAUUGAGCAACUGCGUGAGGAGUGCAACGAGUCCAGCAAGAUCAUUGAGAAGCUGGUGGAGAACUCGAAGACCUUCCACAACCGCACGGAGUACUCCCAGGAGAAGUACCUGCGCAAGAAGGAGAAGAAGUACUUCGAGUUUGUCCAAAUCCGACAGCCCACGAUCCGACUGAUGUUGGACAUCUUCUACCGCCAAGACGCUGAGAAGAUCAUGGGCAUUCGCGUAGACACGCUUUCGCAGAUCAUCUCAUACUCGGGAGUCUGCGGACUUGGGAGUUAUCUCCUCUACGAAAGCGGGACCAAUGGCCUGCUGCCAGCUGCUAUGCUGAACUCCAUAGGAGCGGGUACGGAGGGCAGCCUGGUUCACAUGCAUCCUGGCAAUGUGCCACAAAAGCAGGCACUUUUGGCCCUAAAGCUCCCCCUGGAACAGCAGCUCAGAUGUGUGUCGGUUAAUUUGUACUCGGUUUUAAGGGAGUUCUACCAGGGAGGUGAAACGAUAGGCUCGAAUCUUUCUGUCACAGAGCCUACAGAAGUUGUGAGGGAGGAAACCCAGCCGGAGACACCCACUGAAGAUCAGCCGGAGGCGAUCGAACCGAGCACCAAAAAACCCAAGCUGGAGGAGGUUAAGGGAGAAGCAAACAAGGGUCCUCCACGGUGGCAGCUGGAGAACAAGCGAGCCACUGCUCUUAUGCACAACAAAUUUGAUAGUCUUGUCUUGGCAGCCAAGGAGCAUCCAUCUAGCAUUCUGCAGGCCCUGCUGCCCCUCGUCAAGCCCUCACGACCUGUGGUGGUGUUCAGCACCUGCAAGGAGCUGCUCCAGGAGACGUACAUGGAGCUAAAGACCUCCGGAAAGGUGACGGGUCUGCAUCUCACCUCGAACUGGAUGCGCACCUACCAGAUCCUGCCGAACCGGACACAUCCGGAGGUAAACAUGAGCGGAAAUAGCGGCUAUCUGCUGACGGGAUAUACGCUAAGAUAGUUGUUUGACUGCCAAAUACAUGUAAGCGUUUGUUUUGAUAA
Messenger RNA from Drosophila kikkawai, 1461 nucleotides. It is a transcript of the gene Trmt6, whose product is annotated as tRNA methyltransferase 6 non-catalytic subunit. The record is from RefSeq and is a predicted model, not a curated record. Lineage: Eukaryota; Metazoa; Arthropoda; Insecta; Diptera; Drosophilidae. Gene Ontology annotation, biological process: tRNA methylation. Gene Ontology annotation, cellular component: tRNA (m1A) methyltransferase complex; nucleus.